CGGACGCUGUAGUCCACCAAAAAUCGCUCUGGGCUCGGAUUAACGAACACGUUUGUUAGAGUUUUCGGGUUUUCCUAACAGAGUCUCAUCGUUCGCUCUGCUGUGCAGCGGAAAACGCGACGGUUCAGCAGGUUGGAUACGAAAGAAAAGCCCGGUUUUUUGGUCCGCUGUCCCCGGCGUCGCGCUUCCUGGUGUUUGGGCUGUGUUUUUUUGAGGAUCACUGAGGAAUCAAUGAGCGGACGAAGCGAGACCCUCAGCUCCCAAACCGCGAGGUUUCUCCACGCAUCUGAGGACAAAUUCACAGCUGACAGCCGCGGAUGUUUCCCUCAGCGCCCCGGUUGUUAGCCGUUGGCGUUAAUGGAGUUGGGGUUCGAGCAGUUCGAGGAGACACUCGUCCCGAAUAGCUUCGCUGUGGCUUGUAACUGAUGUAGCGGAGUUGUGUGCGACCUUAACGAAGCAGCCCCGCUGCGUUUAUUCUCUGAACCCGCUUCCUCCGUCUUAUUAGUCACCGCUGACACGCUCCAGCGCUGCGGCUGUGCGUGUUAUCUGCUUUCUGCGAGCCUAGCCGAGGAGAUAACGUUAACAUUAACGUUAAUGAGCCAUGUUAGCUCAAUAAUUACAGCCAGAGCUAUGUUUUUGCUCGUGACUCACCCGAGAGGCAACGUUAGAUAGCCAGAACCGGUAAUUACCGAACGCCGCGACCUCACCGAAGACUUCCAGCCGUCAGCAGCGGCGGAGCUACCGGGGCUGCUAGCUGAAUUAACGCUAGCUAGGUUAGGUUAUCUUCAUUUAUUCAGGCGCACGAACACACUCGGGUGUUUUUUUUGCACUUUAUUUUACCACCAUGCUCCACCGGUGGUGGGAACGAUCGCAUAUCUAACUUAUUUCAGCUGUAAGUGAGCUCUCUGCGAGGUUUUUUAACUGCACUCUUAGCUAACGAGCCGCUGUCAAGCUGGUUCUCCCUUACGACCGUUGUUGACUGGAGCCGUUAAAGCCGGUAGACGUUACUCGGACUCACAACAGGCUAUAAUUCAUGUUAUAUAACUUGACCCCUGACGUUUACUCGUUGUUGUGAAAGUGACCAUGAAGAAGUUUUUCGAUUCCCGGAGGGAAAUGGCGGGUUCUGGGCCCGGUUCGGCAGCGGGAGGAGGCGGCGCGGGAUCCGGCAGCGGAGGCACCUUCGUCGGCCGUGUUUUCACCAUCGGCCGCUAUCAGGUGACCGUGGAGGAGACGAUAGCUGAAGGUGGUUUCGCCAUCGUGUUUCUGGUGCGCACCCAUCAGGGCGUCCGCUGUGCUCUGAAAAGGAUGUACGUGAAUAACGAACACGACCUUCAAGUCUGCAAGAGAGAGAUUCAGAUCAUGAGGGAUCUGGUGGGAAACAAAAACAUUGUGGGCUACCUGGACUCCAGUAUCACAGCCGUGGGUUCAGGAGACGUUUGGGAAGUCCUUAUAUUAAUGGACUUCUGUAGAGGUGGUCAGGUGGUGAAUCUGAUGAACCAGAGGCUGCAGACUGGUUUCAGUGAGCCGGAGGUGCUGCAGAUAUUCUGUGAUACUUGUGAAGCUGUGGCUCGACUGCAUCAGUGCAAAACUCCCAUCAUCCACAGAGACCUCAAAGUGGAGAACAUCCUGCUGCAUGACCGAGGUCACUAUGUCCUCUGUGAUUUCGGCAGUGCCACCAACAGAUUCCAGAACCCCCAGGCAGAGGGUGUCGCCACAGUGGAGGAGGAAAUUAAAAAGUACACAACUCUCUCAUACAGAGCUCCAGAGAUGGUCAAUCUGUACAGUGGCAAAAUGAUCACCACUAAAGCAGACAUCUGGGCCCUGGGCUGCUUGCUGUAUAAGUUGUGUUUUUUCACACUGCCGUUCGGAGAGAGUCAGGUGGCCAUCUGUGACGGUAGCUUCACCAUCCCUGACAACUCUCGUUACUCCCACGACAUGCACUGCCUCAUACGUUACAUGCUGGAGCCAGACCCCGAUAUAAGGCCAGAUAUCUACCUGGUUUCUUAUUUCGCCUUCAAGCUGGCGCGCAAAGACUGCCCGGUGCAGAAUGUCCAUAAUUCACCAAUCCCUGCAAAACUUCCUGAGCCGAUCAGAGCAAGUGAGGCGGUGGCUAAGAAGAGUCAGACUAAAGCCAGACUUACUGAUCCAAUCCCCACAACUGAAACCUCCAUAGCACCACGACAACGACCCAAAGCUGGCCAGGCUCAGCCAAUCACAGGCAUUCUGCCCAUACAGCCUGCCCUCACCCCUCGGAAGAGAGCGAAUGCCCCAGCAGGACCGGCUCAGCCUAUCAGUGUGAGCUUAGCGUCUCAGCCGCAGAAGCCCCAAGCUCAGCAUCCUGUUCCCGUAGCGCAGCAGCAAGCUCCUCCCACACCACUCCAAGCCACUCCCUCCCCACCUCAGGCCGUGCCCCAACACGGACAACUUUUUGUGCAGCAGCAAGCUGCAGGUUUCUUUCCUCCUCAGCAACAGCUGCCACACCAAGUCCAGAAUCUCUACUCACCCCAUCGUCAAAACACCAGCUUCCCUGUGCAGACCACUCCAUCUGCGCAGACAAAAGUUAAAGCCAUGGCCCCUCCUCCACCCACUCAGAACCCGCAACCCAGCAGCCUGGCUGCAACCAUUCCUGCCCAAGCCCCAGCUCCAGUGAGGGCUGGAACUAAACCCAUGGCCCCUGCCCCUCCUGCACAGCAGCCUCAGACAAACCCUCCACCUUUACGCGUAAAAACUAAAGCAAUGGCCCCUCCCCCACCCACACAGCAGCAGCCAGCAGCUCCUUUCACUGCUGCUACCCCUCUUUCCCAUAAAGCUACCCCACCUCCAGUCCUAGAGGAGGCGCUAGAUCGUGACGAGGCUUCUGAAGAGAUGGCAAUUCAUUCCUUUGCUGGUGGGCGCCCAGGCCAUAAAGUGGGCUCUCUGACUCCACCCUCGUCUCCUAAGACGGCCCCAAGGGGAGGUCACCGGCGCAUUCUGAGUGAUGUCACCCACAGCACCAUAUUUGGAGUCCCUGUUAGCAAGUCCACUCAGCUACUGCAGGCUGCAGCAGCUGAAGCCAGCCUCAACAAGUCCAAAUCAGCCAGUACUACUCCUUCUGGAUCUCCAUGCUCAUCCCAGCAAAGUGUGUACCCGGCAGGCGAAGGCAGUGCCCAGUCGGCUGUUCCUAAAGCAGGCACUGGGGCUCAGCCUUCCUGGAAUCCGUUUGGUGAUGACAACUUCUCCAAACUCACGGCUGAGGAGCUACUUAACAAGGACUUUGCCAAACUCGAUGCUAAAGCACCAGAGAAGUCGUCUACAGAGAGCCUGAUUUCAGGUUUACAGCCUGUGGCUCCGAAUAAAGGCUUUCCCCAGGGAACAGAGAAAUUGAUAGAGGGUUUGAAGUCUCCAGAACCUUCCUCCUCCUCCUCCUCCUUGCUUAUCCCUGAUAUCCCUCUGAAUGACCCCUUCAGUCCUGCCGACACCAGCCAUGCUGGGAUGGAUUCUCUGAUUCCUGGGCUGGAGCCUCUACAGGCUGAUACGGGGUCAGCUUCAUUAUCAGACUCUCUGGGUGUAGGGGAUUCGUUGCUUGGCCCCCUGCUCUCUCCCCCCUCCUCUGGGGCUCAGAUGCUGGCCUCUCCCCUCUCCUCCACACCCGCUCCAUCUCUGGACCAGCUCACCCCCGCUUCGCUGGCCAGCGCACAGCCCCACCCGGCCCUGGACUCUGCUCCGGAUCAAAGCCCCGAAAGUCAGUUCGACCCUAUUCCAGUCCUCAUCUCCAAAACCCCCAACCAAGGUGGUAGCAACAGUGGCAGCUCAGAGACCAGUCUUCCCAAUCUGGCCUGCUCCCUGAUGCUGGUGGACCAGCUCAUCGACUUGUAGAAGACACAGAGAGGGGGAGGGGAGGGAGAGAGAGAGAGACAGUGAAACAUGCAGGGGAAAUGUGCAAUUCUUAACCGUAGCUAGAGUUUAAAUCACAGAUCAAGCACUAUGGUUUGGAAAAAACCUAAUCGCAUCCCAGAAGGCUGUGUCCUGAAGUUUAUAUUGACUUGAAAAACCCUCCCCCUCCCAUGUCGUUCUGUCUGUCUGUCUAUCUGACCCAGUGUGCCAUUCUUUUUCUGUUGCUCCACAUCAUUUCCAUGCCACUUUUCCCAUGCUUUAUCCACGUCUGAUCCCACAUGACAACAUUUUAAGAUCUUAAAUGAACACACUGCACUUUAAAACGACAGUUUGACUGAAAAAACACACAACAGUUUUUUCCUUUAUCCCAAAUGUUGGUCAGUCAGCCAAGACGUGUUUAGGGUCAGGAGUUUGCUUUAUUGUCUUUACAGUGGAGUUAUGAGGCUAUUAUUGCUAACAAAAAAUGGAAGCUUAUAGCUGCAAAUUGACGUUAUACAAGCACACAGCGAAAUCAUCGCACACUUGCCUUGAACAGUGCUGAGCUGUUAAAGGGGAAUUCCACUGAUUUUGAGAUGCCCAAGCCAAUUAUAGUGGUUUGAGUGCAUUGUAGAUAAAGAGUGAUACUUCGAUUUCUUUACAGUGGUGGUUAUAAGAACUAGGGACUAUGAUGUCUUUGACACAAAUAUAGCCAUUUCAUUUACUAUUCAAACUGACCAGUGAACCUAAACAUGUCUUCUUGGUUGGUAUUGAUUAAAUAGGGGUAAAUCUGCAAAAAAAAGUUUUGUUUGGAAACUAAUUUGCCACACAGCAACUUGCUUGUACCUCUCUGCCAUAAAUGUGUUUUAAAAAACACAUUCUAGGACAAAAUCAGAUCUCAAAGGUAUUCUACAGCAGGCAGUGUAUUUAUAACCAUUUUAUGUAAUAACAUUCUGAGGGGUGGCUGUUGGAGGCAUUAAAUGCUUUGGACGUCUGGUUCCUAUCACAAUUGCUGUGAAAAUUGAGUUGGCAAGGCUCUCUAGAACAGCAUUUCACAUCAGGCUACUUUGUUACACUAUUAUAAGCAAUUGGAUUAUUGAACAGUAAUGAAAAAUCAGUGGUUUCCCAUUGAAGUCAUCUCUAAUAGAUUUUUCUAAAAGUAUCUAAAAGUUGAUUUGAUGUGUUUUUGUUGUGUUAAUUAAGUGUAAAAAAACAAAAUAUGGUGUGUAGCUAGACACAAUAGUAGCAUGUUGUGGCUUGAGUUUCGUCCAUAAUUUUGUCCUUUUUCCUGUUUUGUCCAAACUUUGAACAUCUAACAUGAAUUGCCUGAUCAACCACAUUUGGGGUUAAUUUGACUUUUUGUUCGCACUAUCGCUUUAAGCGGAGCUGGUGUUCCUUUCGAAGCAGAAGCAUUGACCUGUCCAAAGAUUCAUGCCAGCCUUCUUAUCUUAUUGCAUGACACUGACUGAAUUAAAUAGCACAUCCCAUCCUGCCCAAGAUGGUAGGAGGGCAGGAAUUAGAGCAUAAAGGGGAUCUCCCUCUGCUGAGCUUUACUAGACGUGUCCAGUUGAUGAUGCACGUAUCAUAUCGCAGUACUACAAACCUUGGGCCUUGAUGCUACUCCUGAUGGCAUAUACUCCUGCCUGCUGUGCUUAGACUGACCGUAGGCCCAGCCAGUACUCUUUCUAGCUAUGGUAUAUGCCAAGCUCUGCAUGUGCAAUAUUGAGAUAUAUCAGACAUAUCAGCAGUAUUACAGGUAUAUCCCUUCACUCAGUGUGUUUACGCCGCCGUGUAUGCGCUUCCGUGAUCACUAAGACCUUUGAUCAGAAAUUAGAAAUUUAGCUUUAUUUACAUUCUCAGGUCAGAUCCUGGAUAUAUGCUCACAUUUUUAUUUAUUCACUCGUUUGUUCUGCCUCUUCACUCAUCCCUUCAUUUAUUCAUUCAUUCCUUUGCUUGUGUUCCUCCUUAUGCUUUUUAUCUUCAUCCUUUCAACCAAAUCCUCCAUGGUUUGCUUAAUGUGCCCUAGUAGUCAUUAACAAGGUUUAUUUCAUCGUGGAGAUGAAUCAUGUUCAUAUCUUGUCGGUUUUAAAGAGCAACAUCAAUGUAAUUGCGGAAAAAUGUAAAAACAAAAAUAAAUUAAAAAACAGUUAAAACCUGUGGUUUUAGUUCAAACCAGAGUUGUGGCUCAAAAACCUGAUAUUUUCAUUAUAUAACGUUAGCUGACUUGCUUACACUGGACAUAAAGGCUGUCAUGCAACCAAGCUGAGCUAAGACGCUAUGACAGUGGAUGGUGAAAUUCGCAGUUCUGUUCUUUAUUACUAGCCCAGUUACACUUUUGUAGCCAAAUUAAUGAUGACAGUAUCCUCCAAAGUGCAGUCGCAGUCAGGAGGAGGUCUCAGAACAUGUGACAUGGUGAUUAGGAGUUUUUGCUUUAAAGUAUCAUUUUAAUUUAAAGCAUUUGUUAGUAUUAGUGGUGGAGAUUGUCGUCUGUACGCAGAUCUGUUGAUGCUUUUGGACACAUCAUCGGUCAUGUUCUUGGAAGCAUCAGCAUAUGUUCUUAAGCUGGGUAUGCGUUAUGUAAAUUUUCUUUACCCCGAUUUAAGCCCUGAUUCUCAGUCUGACUGAGUCUGUGCCUUGGUGGCUCUACAGAUUUUGGGUCAGUCUGGAGUCGACAGUUUGGAGACAAAAUCGGGUGAUUUGCAUUUUUCAACCUGGCUCUGAGCACAAUCUGGUAGUGUAUGCUGGUCAGCGACUCAAUCUGAAUGGCCUGCUCCAACAGCCAAUUAACCUGAGAAUGUGAAGGAAGAAAAUACAGCAAGUGAAAAACAAAACACUCCAAGAAAACACUCAUGUGUGGAGCAAAGCUUUUUAAUAAGCUGAGCUUAGGGCACAAUGUACAUUUGUUUAUGUUGUUUAUGUACAUCUAAUAUGACCACACUAAUCAUUAAGUGACCCUCACUUGAUUAUGUUUACCUGUUGCUUCUUGACUGUUGGCUUAAGAUAAGCAUAAGAUGCGAAUUACUGCUUAGUCUUUGUUACAAAAGAGUAAAGCUUGGGAAAACUAUAUAUCCAAAGCUCCACACCUAGAACCCAGUGCUUUUUCACAAUGUUAUCUGAAGGAAAGGAUUCCUUUCCACACACUGACCCAGCCAUCCUCCUCACUGAGUAAUUUACUAAAAUGCGUUGACCUUUUUAGUGUGUGUUUCAGAGCAGCUCCUGUGCUGUACUAACCUUGUGGAGGAAACUCUUCUCUAAUACAAAAAUAAAGACUUGCCAUUGUGAUUUUGUUGAUCUGCUGAAUUGUGCUGCCAAAUAUUAAAUCUGCUGUAAAAUUCUUUAAUUAGAAAAAAAAAAACAAGCUGCUGUUCCCUCCUGAAGCAGUUAUGAGAUGGAGGCAGUGUCGAUUGAACACAUGGCAGUACUUGGAUACGUAUCACUAAACAUACAGUUUUGAUAUGAUUAAACUUUUCGUGCCUCCAUGGUACACCAGCCUCUUAUUGCAAAUCGCUGCUGUCAGGCCAAAACCUUGCAUCUCCAUUUUUGUUGUUUUUCAGUUUUACAUAAUUUUGAAAAUGCCUGUUGUCCUUUACAUUGUAUGUACAUUUCAGCCCAAAAUUGCUUGAAAAAAAUUCUGGUUCCAUUGACUUACAUUAAAGUAUGUUUUUUCCUUCUCCUGUAAAGUUACCAUUUGAUAUGAGAUUUGGUUCCGACAGCAGUGAAGUGUUUCUCGUCAUCCACAAUUUGAAGCACUCCCACACAUUAGCAGCAUCUUUCUGAGGCCUUUUUUGUCUUUUAUCUGAAGUGCCCAUAUUAGAAGUGAGGCAAGGUUAUGUGGAUGGCUGGCCUGAAUUUAUGAUGCAUUCUAAACUGAGCCAACUCUAUUUUUUUAAUUUUCAAUAUGCUAACAGUCAGAGCUCUACCUGAAGACCCACACUGAUGAAAUUAAAUUUCGAUUAUGAUGUUUAUGGAAAGGUGUAGAUUCUGAAUGCUAAAAAGAGAAACCGUUUUCACCAUAACAGACAAAUACUCAUGUAUUCUAAUGAGGCCAGCUCUGACUUAAUGCCAGCUUUGCUCUGUUAAUGCUCUGUUUGUUUGGACAGUGUCUUUUCGUGGUUGAUGCAGCCUUGAGAACUCUGUCCCAACCUCCACCCCCAAAACCCAGUUAAACUGUUUACUACCGUUCCUUUCCACAAUGUCAUCUCAGUAAAAGGAUUGCUUUGCCCGCACAGACCUGGUCAUCCACCUUGCUAAGUAAUUCCACCAAAAUGUGUUGAUCUUUGUGAGCGUUUCUUUCAGAGCAGCUUCUGCGCUGUACUAACGUUGGCGAGGAGACUCUUCUCUAAUACCGCAAUUAAGGCUUGGAAUUGUGAUUUUUUUGUUGUUGCUGUUGCAGAGCUGUCGAAUUGUGCUGCCAAAUUUGAAACCUACCCUGACCAUUAGCACCAGUAACCCAGAAUCCUAAAGGAGAGCGCAGAAAGGAGGCAGGUCAAAAGGUCAUUGAUGUUGCUCUUUAUACGUAUAGUUAGAAAGAAUAUUGGUCAUUUAAACAAAUGCAAAGUAUCUUGUGUUCGCAUUAAAUGUAGCUGUUGAUAGUGCUAUGGAUGAAUGUUUGAAGUGUCUAUAUGAAAUCUGUUCUGAUGACUCUUCUUUUUAUAGUUUAUGAAAGACUUUAUUUUUGAGUUUUUGUAGUGUUUGAAAGUGUUUAGCUCUGCUAUCUGUUCUUCUCUUUCCCUCUCUCUCCUCCGUAUUUAAGAAUGAGCCAUUUUACCUUUGCUUUGCUGUGGAUAAAUGUCCUAUUAAUGAAGGAAGAUUACUGCGUGUUGGUUUUUGACUGGCUUUAUCAGAGCUCAUGAGAUUUGCUUUCUGAAUUUGAGUACUGUGAUUGGAAAAAAGCUUUAACUUUCAAUCCAUUGUCUUUCUGCUGUGUAAACUUAGAUUUUUCAUCCUUCGUUUGUCUGUUUUUUUUGUUUGUUUUUUCCUCUCAAAAAAAAAAAAAGGACUGAUACUGUCUUGCGAGAGGGAGAGAAAGAGAGAGUGUUUCUCCAGACUUCAUUUCCUUUUCUUUGUUGUACUGGGCUUAUGAUGGAAUUGACUUCCUGAGGUCGUUGCUCCCUUUCGUCUUCUUCGUCUUUUUUUUUUCUUUCUUUUUUUCCUGAGAUUUCAUGGUCUUUGAACAUUUAACAUCCACGUCAGUUCCUUUUUGUGCUGUUUUCUUCCCUCACAGAGCAGCAGGAAAUUGCACUGCCUCUCAAAUGUUUGGGGACGCUUCACAUUGUUGUUUUUCUUUCAAUGUUUUUAGAUAAAUAAUUGCAAGAGUUUAACAUGUUGAAAAGAAAGAUGUUUAGCUUGCAAUGUUGCAAAAACUGGAGGAGCUGACAAAAGCCUUUCUUUGGGAACAAAGCCAAACCCACACAUUUUAUUCCCUUGUUAUGAUGUGAGCACUCAUCAGCCUCUUAAAUAGCCAUUGGGCCGAAACAAUUAGGGCAGUUAAAUGCAGGGAAAAGAAACUUGAGCCAGCUUAAUGAUUACUUUGCAAUUUCAAUGAUAAGCAGAGGAUCUUCUAAUCAUUAGAAAGGCGUGUUUAUAAUAGCACCAGAAGGGGGAGCCUAAUUGCUUUUCUUACGCAUCACUGAAAGAGAGGAAACCCACACCAGCAGGAUCUCUGUUACAAAUGUCAUGUUUAUGCAAAAUUUAAACAUUUACUGAAAUAAAAAUGUAUGAGGUGAAAGUCUUUAUGAAGUAAAUAGCUUUGUUUAACCAAGUCUAGGCCUUUUGCAUCUCACAGGCCACACAAAUGACCACAAAAGACUGUGUGGCCCGCAAGCUUUACCAUUCUGAUUGUUUGUUUCGGACUCACCUGAUGAAAUGGCUGGUGUUUGGCAGCCGCCGAGUGCUGAGUAUCAGGCUGAAAAGAGGACGGUUGUGCAAGAAGGUCUAGCUCAGUUUGAUAGGCUGAGAAGGGUCUGGCUGCAGCCGUGCACCGCCAGCCUAUUGAUGACGUCAGUGCACGCUCAGUGCCAUGACAGUGUUUUUGUCGGUUUUAUGAGGAAAACAGCGAACCACGUACUGCUGGGCAGCAAGAGUCACACUGAAUGUAUAUUAACAUUGCCAUAUUGAUAAUAAGGUAAUUAAAUAUAGAAACUUUCAAAAGAAAAUCUACCACGACGAUAAGACAUGAAUGUCUGUUAUUCACAGAUAAAACGGCUACCGCUGAAACUCAUGAAAGCCAGGCUGACAACGGUUUAUCAAAAUUUGUAAUAUUAUCAAAAACUGUAAUAUUGAUUAAAAUAACUUAUUAAAGAUUGUAGGAGGUUGUCAAAGUAGUACAGAUUAUUUUUACUGUCUCGUUAACGUUGUCACAACCUCCUAGUUGUCAGACAACGUUUAUAAUUUAGGAAUUGCAUUGCAAAUGACGUUGAGGGCACCAAAACGUGUGUUUGCAGGGCCAUUAGGAGUAAAACCUGAUGGUUUUUCUUCCCAUCGGGAUUGGCUUGAUGGUUGCUGUUAGCAGCCAUUAGGAAAUGAUCAAACGUAUGUGGAAUCAGUCCCAAAACAUCUGGUGAAACUAUCAGAAUCCUUCACACUGUGGUAUCAACACAUCAGGAAAACACAGAGCACCAUUAGCGACUAGUGAAAACCACCAGGAACCAAUAGACAUUUUUAAUGGGUUCUAUGAUCUUUUUCAUCAGCAAGGUGUGUUAAAUGUAAGUCUAGACGAGUUAUGGACAAAAAAUGGACAAAGUGAUGAUAUCGCUAAGCAGCAGCAGCCAAAAAUCAUCGUGCUGAGAGUGCAUGUGCACAUGACGUCACUGGGGCUGAGAGUGCAUCUGGCUGAGAGUGCAUGUCUGCAGUCAGAAUCUAUUGGGAUAGGUUGUGUACACUCAUGUUUAAUCUUGAAGUAAUGCUGUAAUUUGUUUGGCGUCAAUCCCUCAUUUGAUAAGACAAAAGCACAGAGUGAUAGCUGGUCUUCUUUUAGUUCCAGCACACAAGAAAUCCUCACUGCUGUAUUGUCUUUCUUUCGGUUGUGCUUGGCUUUCCCGGUUUUCUCAUUUUAUGAUACCGACAGCCACUUCAGUUGUAGAUGCUCAAUCUUUGGGAUUCUUUCCUUUUGACUCGAAUUGUUUUACGCCUUAUAUAUGAUGGGUGGAUUCCAUAUAAUCUGAAGUGAAACAUUGUAUCCUGACAGGCACUGAAAAUAUAAACAUAAUUAGCUAGAAUUUUGCCUGAACGAUCAGUAAGCACCACAUAAAUAUGAUGUUUGCAAAUAAUUAUCACAACCAUAUUUCAAUUUAUAUUUGGUUAAAUGUCUACACUUUUGCGAUUUGCCAAUGGCUCCCCUAGGAGUACCACCACUGCCCACAGGUCUAGGGUGAACAGGCUACUCCAGUAAUAUUUAGUUAGGAACUAUUCACAGUAAAACUUGAAUAUAGAAAGUAUAAUUCUGAGCCUUCAAAGAAUUUCAGUAUGUGCUGUUCAACUACUAAAGUAGUUCUGACCCUGAAGUCAAUGUAGCCAAAGGAUUAGCAGUAUUUAAAAGUAAUAAUUUAAAAGUAAGAAUGAAAGUGAAAUUUUCAAUAGAAGGCAAAGUGUCCCCAAACUUUUGGCAGCCAGUGUACAUUCAUCAUUUCAAUCUAGAGCUGGGUGGGCUUUAGUGGAGCACAAGCACAAGUUUCUUCACCCUCAGCUUUAGAUUUAUAAUCGCCAUCACAUAUCAAAAGCACCACCGCCUGCCAUUCGUAAUCGGAGCACGUUUGCAUAUGUGGAAGCACUACUGUAACGUGGCAUCAUUUCCAUUGAGAUGUUGUUGCUAGUGUAGUGUACUUUGUCACUUGAUUCAAGUCAAAGAAUAUGGUUUUAUUUUAUUUUACUGUAUGAUAGUGUUGAUGCAAAUGUAGUAAACUGUCUACAGUCAAGUUAAUAUAGUAAAUGAGACUUGUAUAUUACCGUCAGCCUCUCGCUGUCCCAGUGUCUUUUUCCCCUGCCCUGUCUGCAGUACAUGUUGUUAGGUCUUUGGCAGGUUUGUGUGGCUAACCUAUGCAAUUCUACAGUAGUGCUUCAUAUUACUCGUAGACAUACACCCUGCGGUGUGGCUGAGUAGUUUAGCGUUGCCAGUAGUCCGACCUUUUUGUGUUUUUUGCGGUGUACAACUUGCAUAUUCCAGUCAGCAAGAGAAAAUAAUGAUACCGUAAUGAAAAGAAUCUGAUCAAUACUUGACUGCAGAUGUGGAGACAAGAUGUAUUAUCUAUCAGCGUGUUCCUUCUAUUUUUAUGAGAUGAAACAUGAAUUUCAAAAAGAGUACGAUGGUGAAUAAACAUGUAAAUGUCAAUGGA
Molecule: messenger RNA, 12179 nt
Organism: Pygocentrus nattereri (red-bellied piranha)
Lineage: Eukaryota; Metazoa; Chordata; Actinopteri; Characiformes; Serrasalmidae
Gene: aak1a
Product: AP2 associated kinase 1a
Exons: 20
Coding region: 1084-3855 (923 amino acids)
Biological process (GO): protein phosphorylation
Molecular function (GO): ATP binding; protein kinase activity
Source: RefSeq, a predicted model, not a curated record